AUGUGGUUUUUUGCCCCUACCGAGGAGAAGCACGAAUCUGAUGACACGGAUGAGGCUUCACUGAGGCUCUCCUCUGUUGAGUCACUCGAGCACAGUCAAAGCCAAGAAGACAAACAGUCGCCGGAGCAACCCCCGGAGACCUCCUCACCCUGGCAGUUUUGGAACCAGCUUGCUGCGGUUGGGCAAAACAUAGGCACAGAUCUUGGUAGUUCAGCUUCAUCUGAAGCAGAAUCUUCAGGUGAGGGCGAACCGGCUCCCCUGCACUUAUCGUCGGUGGAGUCAGCCAGUGGAGGAGUGCAAGAUGGCGGGCAAGGGUUUGCAGCAGUGCAACAAUCAGAUUCGCCUCAGGGUGCGUCAGGGUGGAACUUAUGGGGCCAGAUAACAGGUACCUCAAGUGGUGCUGAGGCUUCAUCUACAGAGAAAUUCUCGACAAGCGAAGAGAUACCCGGGCCUUCACGUAAGAGCACAGACACACUAGAGGCAAGGAAGCCCAGUUUUGAAGAGAAUGCUGCGACUCCUAGGAGCUUUGGAUGGGGGUUACUUGACGGGGCCGCCUCUUGGAUCGGCGAACGCAACCCGCAGCGUGGAGUGUCAGACGGCAUCCUUCCUCAGAGUUCCAGUGCAAGCCUAGAAACCACACAAAGUCGAACAUGGGGCACAGAAACGCAAGAGGAAGCUGGCACCACUGGUAACACUAUCUAUAGUUCUGAAUCAGCCGAAUCGCUGGAAGAUUCCACAGCUGUCCCCCCAAGACUACAACAGCGCUCUGCGGAGAGCCGAAGUCCUGGCAGCAGCACUGAAAUCAAAAGCUCAGAAGCGCUCGGGAACAUAUGGAAAAACGAGGAGCACUACGAGACUGUGAGCGACUUUGAAUCACCCUCUCUCAAGGAUGGGACGAUGCCUGACUCGGGUGAGGCGGAUUCUACGUCUGGUUGUAUCGCAGCACCUGAGGACCUCAUGCACGCUAGUGAAGCCAUCGGCGCCACACAAGACACCCGACGCGAUCAAGAUAAGACUCAGACCCUCCGUAGCAAUUCAUUAGAUGUACGUGAAGUCAUUAAAUUAAAAAGAGCAAAGUCAAGGCCUGUGAGGGCCUCCAAGCCUCAUGAAGUGGCUGCGGAACUCCCAGUACCUGCUGCCUCAGGCGAGGUUGGCUCGAAAAAGGAUGUUGCACAAGAUUCUGAGUCUGAAUCCAGCUGGUCUUCUGAAGAACAAGAAGGUUCCGCUGAGGAAUCAACUCAGAAGUCUUCUCCGUCUCCUCUAGCGAAGCUGUUGGCAAGCCAGCUAUCAAACAGCUCAACUUUUGUGGAGCGUACACUGCCCGAUAACACCACCAUUGUUAUCAGCAAAGAGGGACGCCGUGCACCCAAAAGUAAAGCAAAGCCUCCUCUCAGUGCAGGACGCCUGGCGCCGCCAAGUGUUGGUGUCACUGCCUCAAUCCACACCAAAGAAGAGGCAAAAACUCUUGUCCAGCAGGCCCCUAAAGCAGCUGAAUGUGCAGCAACAAUCGCCAAAACAAGCCCACAGGCACCACCUGCAAAACGCAAUGAGGAAACAGCCACCAGCGCCCUAUCACCUCAGAAUGUAGAGAGCGCAGAAGGCACAACAGAUACGAGUAUAGGCACACAAAACACGAUUACCAAGGAUGACCCCAACACCCCUCACGUACCAAUCGUCCAAGCCAUAAACCACACAAAGAAAACGACGACCAAUGCACUUCCUACAUCACUCUCAAAACACACGAGGGUCCCGUAUGCAGAGCCUAAAGCAGCUGCUGGACUGAGCAAAGGGGAAGGAGCGGUGGUGGAGGGUGAGAGUGAGGCAGGAAAGGGAGAGGCUGAGGAGAAGAAGGAAGGCGUUGAAGGUGUGAAGGCAGCAGUGCUGAUCAAGCCGGCGCCACCUGCUGCUAAGGCACUUGGCCUCAAGAUGCCUCUUCCUCCUGCUGUCAAGGCUAAAGCGGCUGCUGGAGUGAGCGAGGCGAAGGAAGUAGCUGUUGAGGGUGAGGGUGAGCCGGCGCCUCCUGCUGCUAAGGCACUUGGCCUCAAGAUGCCUCCUCCUCCUGCUGUCAAGGCUAAAGCGGCUGCUGGAGUGAGCGAGGCGAAGGAAGUAGUGGUUGAGGGUGAGGGUGAGGCAGGAAAGGGAGAGGCUGAGGAGAAGAAGGAAGGCGUUGAAGGUGUGAAGGCAGCAGUGCUGAUCAAGCCGGCGCCUCCUGCUGCUAAG
Messenger RNA from Cyclospora cayetanensis, 2220 nucleotides. Its product is annotated as AF4/FMR2 family member 1. NCBI's taxonomy places the organism in Eukaryota, Apicomplexa, Conoidasida, Eucoccidiorida, Eimeriidae. The record is from RefSeq and is a predicted model, not a curated record. The annotation marks the transcript as partial. The transcript is spliced from 2 exons.